This is a messenger RNA of Liolophura sinensis, 3348 nucleotides long. Its product is annotated as glypican-6-like. Gene Ontology annotation, biological process: cell migration; regulation of signal transduction; regulation of protein localization to membrane. The coding region runs from base 139 to 1803 and encodes 554 amino acids. NCBI's taxonomy places the organism in Eukaryota, Metazoa, Mollusca, Polyplacophora, Chitonida, Chitonidae. Gene Ontology annotation, cellular component: extracellular region; cell surface; synapse. The transcript has 8 exons. The record is from RefSeq and is a predicted model, not a curated record.
UGUUUGAAUCUGGGAUGCCAGCAAGUGAAAAUCGCCUACAAAGCGAAAGGAUUUGACGAGAAUGAAGUGCCUAUACAGGCAAUUUCGGGUGAACAUUUAGAAAUAUGUCCUCAAGGCUAUACCUGUUGUACAAAAGGUAUGGAGGACACCCUCGGGUCGGAGAGUAAGCGAGAGUACGAGAAAGUGGUACAGUCUUCCAUCCAACUCACACAAAAUUUAUUUGCUUCUAGAACAUCCAAAUUUGAUGAAUUUUUUACAGAACUUUUGGAAAAUUCAAAGACAGAUUUACAUGAAAUGUUUGUACGGACAUACGGGUUAAUUUAUCAGCAGAAUUCACAAGUUUUUGUGGACCUUUUCUCGGAUUUGAGAGGAUAUUACAAAGGAAAGGACGUGAAUCUGCUGGAAGCACUGGACAACUUUUUUAUUCGUUUGUUAAAAAGAAUGUUUCAACUGAUGAACUCGCAGUAUCGUUUCACGGAUUCUUAUCUCAACUGUGUGGUGGAACACAUGAAUGACUUACAGCCUUUCGGAGAUGUGCCCCUAAAAUUAAGAAAACAAGUUCAGAGGGCAUUUGUGGCCGCACGGACAUUUGUUCAGGGUCUUGCCAUUGGGCGCGAUGUCAUAGACGCAGUUGGAGAUAUUCCCCCUACCCAGGGUUGUACGCGAGCGCUGAUGAAGAUGAUGUACUGUCCCCACUGUCGAGGACUGACCACUACCAAGCCCUGUAACAACCUCUGUUUGAACACACUGAAGGGCUGUCUGGCUUACCAUGCUGAGCUGAACAAGGCAUGGAAUGCUUACAUCGAUGCCUUGAUUCUACUCGCUGACCGGUUGGAAGGACCAUUUAACAUUGAGAGUGUUGUGGACCCAAUUGAUGUCAAGAUAUCGGAUGCCAUUAUGAACUUUCAAGAACAUAAUCUGGAAGUGUCCAAAAAGGUCUUUUCUGGUUGCGGGGAACCUGUUCGAGGAAGGAAGAAACGUGAGACCGACGCAAAAAUGGAUAAUACAACUACAGUUCCUGUCGUGACAAAAGACCCUGUAACUGCUAAGCCCUACAUCGAGACAGAAACCAGCACAAGACAGGACAAAGAUCGAAGGUCAAAAGCACAAAGAGGGUCGAGUGGAACUGAUGAUUUCGCCUACGGGUCACCAUGGAGAUACAAACCCAGCAACUCUGGCAACAGGCCAAUCACAGCAGCCGGUACCAGUCUGGACAGACUCGUUGUGGAUAUUAAGAAGAAAAUCAACACCGUCAAAGAUUUCUGGGUGGAAUUGCCAUAUACUGUGUGCAACAACGAAGAUUUGGCCGCCCAGCCAGGGGAGGAGGACAAUUGUUGGAACGGCCAGGAUAAGGGAAAGUAUGUACCUUCAGUACAGCAGGACGGAGUGAUAAACCAAGUGAACAACCCGGAGGUGGACGUAGAUGUCACAAAAGCCAAUUCCAUGAUCAUCGUUCAAAUCAAACAGCUCACACUCAUCACUAAUAAACUGCAUAAUGCUUACAGAGGAUGGGAAGUCGAUUGGGUUGAUGUUGAACUUGAUAGUGAACUUAGCGGGAGUGGCAGUGGCAGUGGUUCUGGUAUGGAGACUUCAGAUGGUGGAGAGACAGAGAGCAAACCCACAGAUCCUUACUACUUUGUUCACUCCAAUCCAGGAACUCCGCCAACGAAAUCACAGCCACCACAGCAGACGACAACAAAACGUUACUUGCGCCCGUCAUCAUCCUCCAGCAGGCCAGUGCUGUCAAGCGCUGUGGUGCUUGCCGUGGUUAUAGCAUGCUUACAGCGGCACUUGUCGCAAUAAACUGUGUCCUGUCUCACACGCCCAACCCUAAGUUUUCUGUUUCUGUCCAAAAAAAAAAAAAACAGUUGAUGCUGAUUUAACAUUCAGCUUCCAGAAGAGACAAAUUUCGAACAUUGGAAGCUAGGACAGGAAGUGUUUCUAUGACAACUGACAUGACAGUGACCAUUUUAUGGUGUCUGAUCACCAAUCGUUCGCUGUACUUGAUGGCAACAUGAGUGUCCCAGGCUGCAGCCGUCGUCUCCAUGGAGACGACACUUGCCUUUUUAUUACCUCGUUAUAAUAUGAUUAAUCCAAUAUGGAGCGUCUCUACAUGGGUGAGCCAGCAGCUAUUGUUUUCUGAGCUGUUCGCGACGAGGGAUGCAAAGUUAGGAACACUGGACAGGCAUCGGCAUUUUGGGGCACACAGGCAUUGGGAAGAAACAGCAGUGGCCAUAAACAAGGGGAACUUCUUGCUCUGGGUGCUUUUGCAGACUUUGUGUGCAUGCAGAGGCUUAACAAGUUGUUACAGAAAGCAUCAAAGACUGUGCAUGCAUGGAUUUAAUGACUCUUCCCCCUACACCAAACUGUGACAGGACAAAGGCUAAGGGGAUGGAGGAGAAGUAUAAGAUGGUAUGUUGUGUUAUAUGAAACAAAGAAAGUGGUACCAGUGUUCCAAAGACUUGGAUAUGUGACGUGUUCAUCGUCUCCAGCAUUUAGAUGUUUAAACCAAAGGAAAUGGAUGAAUGUAGAACCGUUUUCAAGGUGAUAUGCGAUAUGCCCAUGUACCCAAGGUGGAAGGAGUAAACAAUUCCCUUAAUUACAUCUAUGUGCGGUGUCCAACUCCUUGCAUGGUUCGCUAGAAACGGCUUGCAAGAGUAAAAGGAACCUUCAAAGGUUUAAGGUUUAGGGCAAUAGUAAAAUUGAGUUAUACAGUGAUGAGAUUUAUGAUUCAACACUCUAUCUUGGCUCUAAAGUGGACAAUGGUCAAGAGAUGAUAAGGCUGUUUCAUUAAAGUUGGAUGAUUCUAGCCACUGUACCCAAACCCUGGAUUUGUAAUUGGCACACUUGAUGAUGAGCUUAUGGCUAACAACCUUGCAAAGCCAACCUAACAACCUUGCAAAAGCUCAACAGGAAAGAAGUUUAUGUUCAGUUUUUUCAUCAAGCAUUCUCUUGUCUAGGGCAGAAACACUGGAAGAGAGAUAAGUUUAUCCAGAAUCAUUGGAUAAGGAAAUGAUGUGCUGAAUAAUAGCCCUUGAGAUAAGUAACUCUUUAGUUACCAACAGUGGAGGAUUAAAAGGUCAUCCCUUUUGCUUGACCUGGAAUUAGCAUGUACUGGAACAUUCUUACAGAAAAAGGGCUGUUUUGUGGAUGAGACUUUGGGCCACUGUUCAGAAAGUGAUUGUAAAGGCUAUGUGCCGUGUCUGGUGUGGUCAACGAAUUUGUCGCUGAAAAACGUCAUAGAGUGUAUGUUAUUGUGAAAACAGGGUCGUAGUUUUCGUGUUAUGGUAGUGGAGGCCCCUGUGUCUUGUUCCACUGCUGUGCUUCGAAUAGCUUCUUGCGUGUUCC